AUGGCGGGGGUUACCGGUGACAGUGUGAAGUUGAAGGCGAGUGCAAUAGCGUGGAUGCAGAUUGGAGAUAGAAGGGAGUGGAGGAAGAAGAGUAAGGAGUGGAGGCGGAAAGUCUGCCAUGUGGACAAUCGCCAAAAUCAGACGGUGGUUUCCGACAUGGACGGAACGCUGCUGGUGGGCCGCAGCUCCUUCGCCUAUUUCGCGUUGAUCGCGUUCGACGUGGGAGGGAUCCUGCGGCUGAUGCUGCUGCUCUUGGCGGCUCCGUUUGCCGGCCUUCUCUACCACUUUGUGUCGGAAUCCGCCGGCAUCAAGGUGCUCAUCUUCGCCACGUUUGCCGGGGUGAAGGUGUCGUCGAUCGAGUCAGCGGCCGCUGCAGUGCUUCCCAAGCAUUACUCUGAGGACUUGCACCCGGAGACGUGGCGCGUUUUCGCCUCGUGUGGGAGGAAGUGUGUGCUCACGGCCAACCCCAGGAUCAUGGUUGAGCCUUUCUUGCAGAAUUAUUUGGGCGUUGAUGUCGUGUUAGGCACCGAGAUCUCGUCGUUUAAGGGCGUUGCUACCGGCCUCGUGGCCGGUAACGGCGUGCUGGUUGGGGAGAGCAAGGCUGUUGCUCUUAGAAAGGCUUUUCGAGAUCAAGAAAUGCCUCAUGUUGGACUUGGAGAUAGAGAGACUGAUAUUCCAUUCCUCAAAUUGUGCAAGGAAAAAUACAUGGUACCACUGAGGCCCGGGACGCAGCCAAUGAGACCGGAAACGCUGCCAAAGCCCGUGAUAUUCCACGACGGCCGGCUCGUUCAGAAACCAACACCAUCCCGGGCUCUACUAAUCACUCUAUGGCUCCCAUUCGGGAUUAUAUUAUCAAUUCUACGUGUGUUCACACUUUCGAUAGUACCAAUUUCAAUGAAUCGCUACAUCAUGUACGUGCUCGGGUGCCCAGUAACAACAAGAGGAGCUCCCACGCAUUUCCCCGGGGGCAAGGGCAUGGCCUUCGUGUGCAACCACCGCACCGUCUGCGACGCCGUCGUCGUCUCCUCCUGCCUCCGCCGCAUGACCACCACCGUCUCCUACUCCGUACCAAGCUUCAGCGAGUUCAUAUCCCCAAUCAAAACCUCCAGGCUCACGCGCGACCGCGCCAAAGACGCCCGAUUGAUCGAGCAAAUCUUGAACCAAGGCAAGUUCCUCGUGAUGUGCCCCGAGGGAACAACGUGCCGGGAGCCAUACUUGCUUAGAUUCUCCGCAUUGUUCGCGGAGCUGACCGACCGCAUCGUGCCGGUAGCCCUAUCCAUAAAAACGGGCAUGUUCCACGGCUCCACGGCACGAGGCCACAAAUGGCUCGACCCAUUCUUCUUAUACAUGAACCCUUUUCCGGUCUACGAUGUCACCUUUUUGGAGAUGUUGCCGCCACACGAGACUUGCAAGGCCGGAAAAUCGAGCUUCGACGUUGCAAAUAAUGUUCAAAAAAUGAUUGCCGAGACGUUGGGGUAUAAGUGCACCACUCUUACGAGGAAGGAUAAGUAUGGAAUGUUGGCUCGGACGGAUGGCCUCGUCAACAGCAAAGCUACUGCUUGAUUCAUUAUUUGCUAUUUCGGUUUAAUUAAAAAUACACUUUGCAACA
Molecule: messenger RNA, 1609 nt
Organism: Salvia hispanica
Lineage: Eukaryota; Viridiplantae; Streptophyta; Magnoliopsida; Lamiales; Lamiaceae
Product: glycerol-3-phosphate acyltransferase RAM2-like
Biological process (GO): cutin biosynthetic process
Cellular component (GO): membrane
Molecular function (GO): phosphatase activity; glycerol-3-phosphate 2-O-acyltransferase activity
Source: RefSeq, a predicted model, not a curated record